AUGCAUGCAAAACAGUGGACCCUCUUCACCAUAUUAUUCCUGCUUUUCUCCUUCUCUUUAAUCGCCUCUGCCGUCGACCAUCAAGGCCAAACUCUCCUAUCAUGGAAACAAUCUCUGAACUUAUCGGCCCAAGAGUUGAACAAUUGGGAUUCAAAUGAUGAAACUCCUUGUGACUGGUUUGGAAUCACCUGCAACUUCAAACGGGAAGUUGUGGAAAUGGAAUUCAGGUACGUGGAAUUGGGGGGUAGAAUUCCCACUAAUUUUAGCUCAUUGUUGACCCUGAACAAGCUCAUCUUGGUGGGAACAAACCUCACUGGUUCAAUUCCUAAAGAGAUUGGCGAUCUAAGAGAAUUAAAUACAUUGGACCUGAGUGGCAAUGGCUUGACAGGAGAAAUCCAAAUUGAGAUAUGUGGUUUGCUCAAGCUCGAAAAUGUCGAUCUCAGCUCAAAUAGACUUGUGGGCUCGAUACCAGCUGAAAUUGGGAAUCUUACGAUCCUUAAAGAGCUUGGUCUUCAUGAUAAUCAACUUAGCGGUCAAAUUCCCAGAAGCAUAGGUAACUUGAAGCAGCUUAAGGUGAUCAGAGCUGGUGGGAACAGAGACAUGGAAGGCAAUAUACCUCCAGAAAUUGGGAACUGUACCAAUUUGGUUUAUGUAGGCUUUGCAGAAACCAGAAUUUCAGGCUCUCUGCCACCCAGUUUAGGCUUGCUCAAGAAGCUCAAAACACUCGCAUUGUACACAACCUUUCUCUCUGGCCAAAUUCCUCCUGAAAUUGGAAACUGCAGUGAGCUCCAACACAUGUUCAUCUAUGAGACAUCGCUCGCAGGCUCGAUUCCAACCAGUUUCGGGAAUCUCCAGAACCUGCAAAAUCUGUUUCUAUAUAGGAACAGAUUGAUGGGCACGUUGCCAAAGGAGCUUGGAAACUGUCAUCAAUUAUUGAGUAUUGACAUUUCAAUGAAUUCUUUGACGGGAAGCCUUCCAACCACAUUUGGUAACGUGACUUCGCUACAAGAAUUGAACUUGGGAAUGAACAAUAUAUCAGGCGAGAUCCCAGCCGAGAUUGAGAAUUGGAGGGAACUUACUCACUUGAUGCUUGACAACAACCAAAUCAUGGGUUUGAUACCAUCAGAACUAGGGAAUUUAAAAAAUUUGAGAACGUUAUUCUUGUGGCAUAACAAGCUCGAGGGAAGUAUUCCGUUUUCAAUUUCUAGCUGCCAGAUGCUUGAAGAGAUGGAUUUAUCAGUCAAUAGCUUGACAGGCCACAUUCCUGGAGAAAUUUUCCAACUCAAGAAGCUUAACAGCCUCAUGCUCAUCUCCAACAAUCUUUCGGGCGUUAUACCUCCAGAGAUCGGAAAUUGUUCAUCGCUAAAUCGUUUCAGAGUUAACAAGAACAUGCUUUUCGGCGCUCUCCCACCCCAGAUUGGGAAUUUGAAGAAUCUGAGUUUCUUAGACCUUGGAGAGAAUCGGUUCUCUGGAGUAAUACCUGAUGAGAUUUCUGGGUGCAAGAAUCUAACAUUCAUCGAUAUACACUCCAAUUAUAUUACUGGAGCUUUACCCUCAGGUCUCAGCCACCUUAUUUCCCUUCAAAUCAUCGACUUCUCGAACAAUUUAAUUGAAGGGAAUCUAAAUCCUGGUCUCGGACUGUUGAGCUCGCUCACAAAACUCAUUCUGUACAACAAUCGAUUUUCCGGCCCAAUCCCAAGUGAGCUCGGUUCCUGCUUGAAGUUACAAUUAUUGGACCUGAGUGUUAAUCAACUUUCCUGUAAUCUUCCGGGAAAGCUGGGAGAAAUUCCGGCGCUGGAGAUCGCUCUAAACCUAAGUUGGAACCAACUUGAAGGCGAGAUACCGAAGGAGUUCGCUUAUUUAGACAGACUCGGAAUCUUGGAUCUCUCACACAACCACCUCAGCGGCGACCUCCAAAUCAUCGCCGUAAUGCAGAAUCUUGUGGUACUCAACAUCUCCGAUAACAAUUUCUCAGGCCGAGUUCCGAUGACUUCCUUCUUCCGAAAACUCCCUCCUAGCGUUCUCUCCGGUAAUCCAGAUCUCUGCUUUGGCAGCCAGUUCACCGACGAAAAUGGAGGCAAAAACUCAAGGCGUGAAUCAGCGUCUCGCAUAGCAGUGGUGGUGCUACUGUGCAUAGCUUGGACGCUUCUCAUGGUGGCGUUUUACAUGAGCUUCGGAUCGAAAAAAAGGGCCCAAAGACGCUUCUACGACGACCACGACGGCGACGGCGUCGAUAGCAACUUGGAGAUUGGCAAUGAACUCGAAUGGGAGAUGACGUUCUAUCAAAAGCUCGACCUAUCAAUAUCUGACGUCGCAAAGAAACUGACAGCUGGCAACAUCCUCGGCCGUGGCCGAUCCGGCGUCGUUUACCAGGUCAACAUCCAGCCCGGUUUAACAAUUGCCGUCAAACGGUUCAAGACAUCGGAGAAGUUCGUCGCCGCCGCAUUCUCCUCUGAGAUCUCAAUUCUAGCCAGUAUCCGACAUAGGAAUAUCAUCCGGUUGCUCGGUUGGGCAGCAAAUCGGAAAACGAAAUUGCUAUUCUACGACUACUGGCCACACGGAAGCCUUGGCGAUCUGUUACACGAGCGGUGCUCUAGUGGAUAUGUAAUCAGCUGGAAUGCUCGGUUAAAGAUCGCCAUCGGCGUGGCAGAUGGAUUGGCUUACUUGCAUCACGACUGCGUUCCCGCGAUUUCGCAUCGUGACGUGAAGGUCCAAAAUAUACUGUUGAGUGAUGAAUACGACGCGUGCCUCACAGAUUUUGGAUUCGCUAGAUUCAUUGAAGACAAUCCGAACAACUCCUCGUCGGCAAAUCCACAAUUCGUCGGAUCUUAUGGCUACAUUGCACCCGAGUAUGGUCGCAUGCUAAAAGUAACAGAAAAAAGCGAUGUGUAUAGCUAUGGAAUCGUACUUUUAGAGAUGAUUACCGGAAAAAAGCCUGCUGAUCCUUCAUUUCCAGAAGGCCAACACAUAAUCCAAUGGGUUCAGCAUCAUCUAUACAGCCAGAAAGAUCCAAUCGAGCUUCUGGACCCAAAGCUUACGAUCCAUCUCGACGCGGAAGUUCAAGAAAUGUAUCAAGUCCUCGAAAUCGCUCUUCUGUGCGCCUAUCAUCGCGCCGAUGAUCGCCCGACAAUGAAGGACGUUGCUGCAUUAUUGAGAGGAAUUCGAACCGACUCAACAAUGAUGACGAUCAAGGGCAACAAACGUAGUAAUAGGCUGAAGAGAUUCGAAAUUCAGUCGUAUUAGUCCAUCUUCAUCAAUGCAAGAACAGAGCCUUGUUCUUUGGUUUAGCCGUCAUUUUCCCGGUAAUUCCUUGUUCUUCUGUUAGCCCUAGUACUUCCCGCCAUAAAAAUGCUUUCAUUUAAAUGAACCGAAGAAUUUCACGGGCCGGAGGCAGAGAGUGAAUAGAGCUAAAGCCCAUUGUUGAUGUUUGAGCCCAAAGUAAGCCCAACACGCUGAGAUUGUACUCGGGAUAAAAUUAUAU
Molecule: messenger RNA, 3481 nt
Organism: Cucurbita maxima (winter squash)
Lineage: Eukaryota; Viridiplantae; Streptophyta; Magnoliopsida; Cucurbitales; Cucurbitaceae
Product: LRR receptor-like serine/threonine-protein kinase
Exons: 2
Coding region: 1-3243 (1080 amino acids)
Biological process (GO): protein phosphorylation
Molecular function (GO): protein kinase activity; protein binding; ATP binding
Source: RefSeq, a predicted model, not a curated record